This is a messenger RNA of Cucurbitaria berberidis CBS 394.84, 2218 nucleotides long. RefSeq lists its product as uncharacterized. The transcript has 3 exons. The coding region runs from base 343 to 1824 and encodes 493 amino acids. NCBI's taxonomy places the organism in Eukaryota, Fungi, Ascomycota, Dothideomycetes, Pleosporales, Cucurbitariaceae. The record is from RefSeq and is a predicted model, not a curated record.
CUCUAGACUUGUGGGCAGCAGAGAUUUUGCUGCCUCUUGCGCCUCUUCACCUCGCAAUUGUCUGUCCUGCGCCGCCUCCAUCCGUCCGCGUGAGAGGACUCGAACUCAGCCGCCGUAGUGAGAGAGAUACCUAGCAAGGUACUGCGCACGGCAGAGCACGCCCUGUGACCUUCACCCCGGUCCAAUCGCCGCUGCAUUUCCGAAUGCGUCACAUCCCAGAGCCAGGUGCCGCGAACCAUCUAUCUAAUACGUACAGAAUAACCUGACGUCGCGAAUUCUCCCGCGCGCGCCCCCGUGACCGAGUCAUCCGCCCGAUUUGAGUCCUCGAGUACCAGCGAGUCCAUGCUUCUUCACUCCGAACCGAGUCUGGCCGAGGUCCCAGGCUUCUCUCGAGAACAAUUGGACGCCUUGGCCUGCAGCGUCGAGCUCAGAAGGCAGCAGCUCGAGAACGACAUCAAGGACUAUAUUAAGCGCAAGCAGGACGAGCUGCGCAACUAUGAACAAGAGCUUGUAGCGCAGCACCGUUCGAUGGAAUGCGGAGCAGAUUCAGGGCUUGCGGAGAAGGCUCCUACAAGCAAUGCCGAAACCAUCGCUACUUCGCCUACAAUCGCUGGGCAGCCUGCGCAAUCGCCGCCCAAUAUCAAGGAGCGAGAGCCCGAAGAAAAGGCCAAACGAACAAAGCACACACGCGUGCACAAGCGUGAAAAGGAACUCUAUGGAUUAGUUACGCCGGUAUUCCUUCCGCUGCUCGACGCGCGUGAUACGUCGCCAAUCAAAAAGGAAAAAAAGCACCCAAAGGUAGACAAAGCCGAGCACGCAAACACUGCGGCAAAUACAGAGCAAACUACACCGGCAAGAGAUGCUGAGAAGAGCAGAGAAAGCCACAAGUCUAGGAGAGAAUUAAAGGACAUGGAGGGUGUAGAACCUGGGAAGGGCACCCAGCAAGAACCAGCCAAGAAACCGAGACGCUCACCGAUGAAGAAGUCGUCGCUACGAGGAACCAACACACCAAAGACUCGACGGAAGAGAGUCAGCCUGGUCAUCGACGGGCAAACCGUACUUCCCGCCGACACCGUAAUCGAACCGCCUUUGACAUCGCCCAGCAGCGAAGCGACCUCGGCUUCCAACUCGACGGCCUCACUCGACGAAAUGAUAGAUCCUCGACUCACCAGACUCGACGCGCCCAUCUACCUCGAGGCGGUGCACCACAGCCUUCCUCCCCCUGCUUCCAAUACCGUCCAUUCGCCCACAAAACCGCUCGUAGACACACGAGCCCCAUUGACCGUAUCAGACGCCUCGCACUCCCCACCUCUUCCCUCGCCCAGCAUCCCCUUCGGGCCUCAGCAGUUUGCGACAAGAACAUCCUUCGACUCCUCUUCCCAACACCCCGCACCGAUACCAGAAUCCGCAAGCCCAGACCCGAUAUACCCGUCCGACUACGCCCCGCCCUCCUCAUUUGUGGACGACGAACUCGCUGACGAGCAACACUGGGACACAUAUGUAGGCGGUCUGCACGGCUCAGGCGUCGAUGACGUAGAUCAGGCGGGGAGCUAUGGGUAUCCGAGUAGUCUGGGCGCGAGCUACCUGGAGAGCUAUAUGCAAGGGAGGCCGUUGAGUGUGCGGAUGCAGGCUGCGGAUAAGGCGGGGUUGGAGGGGAGAGAGAAGAGGGAAAUGGUCAUGAAGAAUAGGGAGAGGGAGCAGAGGGAGCAGCGGGAGCAGCAGGAGCAGAAUGAAGAGGAGGAGUUUGGGCUGGACAUUAAAGGUAGCCGUGCCAAAGAGGAGGAUGAUGAUAUGGACAUUGUAGGAAGCAUGGAAGGCUUCUAAUAAGACUCAAACUUUUGCGGACAGCAGAAUAUGAGCAGCCAAGCCGGGUUUUGAAGAUCUUGGACCAUAUAACGGAUCAUGAGCUGUCAAAAUUGGAUAUGCCAUCAAAUUAGGCCCACAGAAGUGGGUCUGCUGUACGACCAGGCAAUCUUGGAUAUGGGUACACUGUCGAUCCCACACUUCUGGGUCGCCAUUAUUGGCUGCGACCUGGAGAGGUUAAACUGAAACAUGCCGCUCCUGCUUCGGCAGGUUUUUGGUGAGGCAUGCAUGUGUCUCAGACGCUGGCGUAGAUACUGGCGAGUGAACUUGUAUAUAUGGGCGGCUUCUUGUCAAUUUAGCAUUUGGAUAGGGUGCUUUUAUUAGAGGCACACCUUUUGAUUAUUCAAAGCCUCAU